CCUUGGCGCGCCUCUUGCUGUCCGCCUCGCUCGCCGCUCGGUGCCGAGGUGUGUCCUCGACUUGCGGCGCUGUGAUGCCCAGCGCCGCCCCGGUCGCCGCCGCGGCGAGCAGCAGCAGCGAGGACGAGGCUUGGCUGUCGCCGCCGCCGUCGCCACCCGAAGACAAUCUGGCCUGGUUCGGCGUGUUCCGGCCGUACGAGCUGCCUCUGCCCAACCAAGUCCUACCGUACCUGCUGCUGAACCCGGUCCGCCACCUGCGCCGCGGCCUCGACCCGAUCGCCAUCGCCAGCACCGCCACUGUCCAGCGCCGCCGCAGCAUCGCAGCCGCGGCCUGCAGUACCGCCGUGGCGGCCUGCAGCACAGCCGCCUCACCCGCCGCGCCACGCCGCCACGCCGCCGCCGCCUGCCGCGGCAGCGCCCGCUUGCUCUGCGCCACAACGCUGCAUUGGCGGCCACUUCAGCGAGGGCUGGUGUUGGGUAGCAACUCUCUCUCUCCUCAGCCCUUGGCCACAGCCCUCGGUCUCCCGCCCGCCGCGCGCCCGCAGGAGGCGCAGAAGAUGGCGGACGAGCUGAAGCGGGACCAGGUCCUCGGCACCUCGAACUCCCUCCUGAUGAAGGAGGGGUACGUGCUGAGAGAGGGCUUCAAGAACAUCUUCACCUGGGCGAUGUGGAACUCGAUCUCGGCGUACCUCAAGGACUUCGGCUACCAGCAGUCGCUGUUGGUGCAGUACCAGGCGGUCUCGCAGGACGACGGCACCCCCGGCACCAACCAGCCGCAGCCGGUCAAUGUGUUUGGCACGCCGCUGCCGAUGGCGACCGUGGUGGGGCCGGCGGCGGCGCUCAAGGCGAGCGGCGCCUUCGUCGCGCCGUGGCUCGGCUGCCGCUGCUCGUGGCCGUGCACGCAGCUCUGCUGGUUCUACCUACUCGGCUCUCAGUUCCUGCAAUGGGUCGCGGUCGUGGUUGCGGUGCUGACGAUCGUCUUCCAAGUCCUUCUCCUCGAGUCGAUGAUCGUCGCAAACUUUCUCGCCGAGGUGCCGCACACGACCACGUGGUACGAGUGGUGGACGCUCGACGAGCCGUGGCUGCCCCGACUCAUCUGGCUGCUGGGCAAGGUGAUUGUCUUCUGGUUCAUGAUUGGCAACGCUGUCAACUUUGACGACUCCCAGUCCUUCCUCGCCUCGCCCGAGAUCCGGCUGCUGCUCCGCUCCCUCGCGAACCGGUUCGAAGGGCAGACAUACGCGUACUGCACCGUCGUGCUCUGGACCAUCAUCUCCGAGUUCGCCACCGUGAUCGUCGUCUCGUACUUCGCGCUCGUCUCGGCCAUCAUUAUCAACGUCGAGAGCACGGGCAACGCGCUCGGCGACGCCACAAUCAUCUUCCUCAUCUUCGACUUUAUUCCGGCGCAGACGGCCUUGGGGGGCCGGUUGUUGUCUGAGCUGGACGGAUGGGCGAUGGGCUUGAUCGCCUUCGCCGCCUGCCUGCCCCAAGACUUUGUCGACCAAUCCUCGACGUAUUUGCAGGGCCCCCGCUGCCAGGUUGUCUACCGGACGUACCGCUACGUGCUGUUUUGGUGGACGGGCAUCUGGACCACGCUGCUCAUCCUCCUCUUCCGGUACCAGAUGACGCCGCUCUACCUCUGGGUCGUGCCCGCCUCCUUCCUCUACUUCCUCGUCCUCUGGCAAACCUGGCCCUACUGCCUCGACGGCUGGCCCGUCUGCUUCCCCCACGGAGGCCCUUGCAUCUUUUGGGCCGCCCUCGGCACCACACUCCUCUGGACCGGCUUCUUCAUUCUCCGGUACGGCUGCUUCCUCUUCCCCUGCGUCUGCGCGCCGGAGUGGGACACUAAGUACUUUUACCUCUUUGUCGAGCGGCUCUUUGGGCUCGGAGGCCGCGCCUUCCUGGACGGCCUCUGGGGCGAGGUCGACUGCGGCUGGGAGCCACUCGAGUCGGACUACGAGCGCUUCUACCACGGCGACCUGCAGACGCCGCAGCAGUUCCAAAAGGGGUGGGAGACGCGCGUCGCGCAGCUCGAGGGGCAGGUGCAGGUGCUGACCAACGUGCUCGCGUCGCUUGGGCUCGGCGUGUGGCAGAGGCGGCGUGAGGAGUCGGCAUGCAACACCCGCGCUCGUGCGGACCGCACGACCAGCUUCCUGCUCGCGCCGCCCUCGCUGUGGCCCGGCGUCUCCGCCGGCGGCUGGUGCGUCAAGGUGAUGAAGAGCACCACCAAGCCUGACGUCACCACGGUCAAGUUCAACGACUCCACGUUCUCGUUCGCCGUGCCUUUUCCUCAUUAUGAGGCUAAUAGUUUGACCAGUGGGGACACCAGCGAUCUCACCGUGCCGCCACCGCCGCCGCCGCCACCCGCGCCUUCUUCUGCAGCUGGCGCCGAGGCAGUCCGGCAGGCGGAGAGGGAGGGCUUCGCCCUGGUCACCAGUAGCCGCAGCAACACCGGCUACAAAGGCGUGACCUACGUACAGAAGCGGCGAGGCAAGAAGUACCAGCUGCAGGUGCAGGUUGGUGGCAAGAAAGUAUUCCUCGGCUGCUUCGCCACCGCCGAGGAGGCGGCGCUCUUCUACGCCCGCAGGGAGGCGGGCAGGGACAUGGUUGCACUCUAG
Molecule: messenger RNA, 2615 nt
Organism: Emiliania huxleyi CCMP1516
Lineage: Eukaryota; Haptophyta; Isochrysidales; Noelaerhabdaceae
Exons: 10
Coding region: 75-2615 (846 amino acids)
Biological process (GO): regulation of DNA-templated transcription
Molecular function (GO): DNA-binding transcription factor activity
Source: RefSeq, a predicted model, not a curated record